This is a messenger RNA of Lethenteron reissneri (Far Eastern brook lamprey), 594 nucleotides long. RefSeq names its product mesoderm posterior protein 1-like. The record is from RefSeq and is a predicted model, not a curated record. Gene Ontology annotation, biological process: regulation of transcription by RNA polymerase II; mesoderm formation. Gene Ontology annotation, cellular component: nucleus. Gene Ontology annotation, molecular function: protein dimerization activity; DNA-binding transcription factor activity, RNA polymerase II-specific; RNA polymerase II cis-regulatory region sequence-specific DNA binding. Lineage: Eukaryota; Metazoa; Chordata; Hyperoartia; Petromyzontiformes; Petromyzontidae.
UUUGACGAAUGUUUGGUUUUUCAUCAACAGAAUUAUCACGGAAGCAUGGAGGCAAGCUGUGAGUUUCUGGACAUAAGGGAGGAUGCUUUUCAGACCGCAGGUCCACUUGCUCCGAGCAGACGAGAAAACCAACCCAACCAGCGUGUUGGAGUAAGGCGGGCACGCAAGAACGAGCGUGAGAAGCUGCGGAUGCGCAAAUUGACCCGGGCACUGCGGGCACUGCAGGGCAUCCUGCCCCCUCACCUGGUGGCCGCCGGUCGUCCACUCAGCAAAAUCCAGACACUCCGACUCACCAUCCGCUACAUAGCGCAGCUAUCUCGCCUAUUGCAGCAUGGAACCGGGGAGGCCGGCGGGUCACAGGAGGUCAAAGACGACUCGGCACAAAGCUGCUCCGAGCCUCCAUCCCUCCUGCACGACCGGUCUCCGGGCAGCAGCUGGAAGUGGGAAGAAGAUUUGGUUCACCCUGCAAUGGGGACAAUGGGACAAUGGCACGCUUCACAGACUCUGCUCGCAUCCCAGCCACUGCCUCUUGAAAAAUACGUCAAGGGCUGGGAAGGAUCAACCAUGCAACCCUUCUCCAUGCUCCACGCAUAA